GGGGUUUGGUGGGAAGCAGCGCCUGAGAAGGAGGGAAGAGGCUCCUGAGGCCCCGUUUCUCCUUCCUGAGGCUGAGGCUCCGAGAGGAGUCCCGCUGCGCCUCGUUCCGAGCAGUCUCUGGAUGACGGUGCAUAACUUAUACAUCUUUGACCGCAAUGGCGUCUGCUUGCACUACAGUGAGUGGAACCGGAAGAAACAAGCUGGCAUUUCCAAAGAGGAGGAGUUCAAGCUGAUGUAUGGCAUGCUCUUCUCCAUCCGCUCCUUUGUUAGUAAAAUGAGCCCUGUGGAUAUGAAGGAUGGUUUCCUCUCCUUCCAGACCAGCAAGUACAAGCUGCACUAUUAUGAGACCCCCACAGGGCUGAAGGUGGUGAUGAAUACAGACUUGGGGGUGGGCAACAUUCGGGAUGUGUUGCACCAGAUCUACAGCUAUAUCUAUGUGGAGUAUGUCGUCAAAAAUCCUCUGUGCAACUUGAACGAGACCAUCCAGAGUGAGCUCUUUCGGAACAAGCUGGACAGUUUCAUCCGUGGCCUGCCCUUCUUCUCGGCUCGGGCAGGCUAACUUUCCCCAUUCUCAAAACUGUAUUUCCUGUGAUGUACAUAUGGAUUACCAUCAAGCAGAAAGCCUGGCAUGUUCUCGGCUGGCUGUGCCAGUGUCACUACGACAGUCCCCAUAAUGUACUUGGUAUUCAGAAACAGAAACUCUGAGCUUGGGACAGGCCUCCCCACCUCCUUCCCUCAACAUUGCUCAUCAGACCGUUUCCUCUUGCAAAGCCAUACCAUGACUGGUCACCUGCCUCUUGCAUUGCUUUCCCUUUCCUUUGACCCUUCCCCUUGGCAAGGACCUCAGGAUCUAUUCCGUGUUCUCUGGACCACUUUCCCCAUCCUACCUACAGUCCUUUGCUGGCCUAGACCUGCUAUAUUCUAUUUAUAGGGGCCCCUCUCUUCUUUGCUUCAUCCUCACCCCCUCUCCCAAUUCCUAUUUAUAGGCAGUCUCUUCUGCUUUUCCAGUUCAGUGCUGUUCCUCAUCCUGGGCAUGACAUCAAGCACCCCAGGGGCUGCUUGAGACAUAAAGAGGCAUUGCAGCAGCCUGUCUUUUCCAAACCCAUCUCUUCAAAAAGACGAGUUAGUGAUCUGGCUUCUCACUUCCACCGCUGAGAAGUACCAGCAAGCACAAAAUGGUCCAUACCUUUUUGCUAUGUUUUUUGUUGCUCUGUUUUGUUUCUGUUUAACUGUAUAUGACUUUUCUGAAGAAUCCAUGGAGGUGUCUACAGUUCAUGAGAGGAUUGGCUGACCUCUUACAGUCCUGGUCCUUGAGAACUGCUUUUCUAGUUUUGCUGGCUAGCUGUUGCCACUGCCCUCUAUAGUUUUUCUGUUUGCAGUGACUGCUAGCAUCUCUGUCACCGUUCUUUAGGAGUACAUCCAAGAAAACCUGUAUAGUCUGGGAGUCUGGGCCAUCUCAGUCCCAAUCCACAAGAGGCAAAAACCCAGUGAGGCAUAUUAAAAUUUUGGUUACAUGUUCCUACAUCACAGGGCAUUUGGGUGUGUGUGUGUUUUUACUUCCUUAGGCUUAAAUGUUCAGAAAACAAAAAGAAAAUUUGAAAAAAUGUUCAGCAUUUGAUUCUAGGCAAAAAAUUAAGUGCCUGAGUUAACUGCUGUUUUGCUUCUUUGUGCCAGAAGGCUAUAGAUGCAGCUGGUGGGUUUUUGGGUUUUUUUACAUUUUUUGGUUGCUCCAAGCAUCUUCUACUCUGGAACUUUUCUCUGAUUUGAGCUUAUUUCCAACCUCUUAAAUACAAGUAGAUCAGAAAUAAAGAUAUUGUGUCUCUUG
Molecule: messenger RNA, 1825 nt
Organism: Sceloporus undulatus (fence lizard)
Lineage: Eukaryota; Metazoa; Chordata; Lepidosauria; Squamata; Phrynosomatidae
Gene: TRAPPC1
Product: trafficking protein particle complex subunit 1
Exons: 5
Coding region: 122-559 (145 amino acids)
Biological process (GO): endoplasmic reticulum to Golgi vesicle-mediated transport
Cellular component (GO): TRAPP complex
Source: RefSeq, a predicted model, not a curated record